CAGCAAACCCCAGUGACAAAAAUACAGAACACACACAUUUGUCCAAAAGCCAAACGCGUGUACUUGUCUUGUAUUAUCCCAACGCAUUUCCUAUAUUUUCUUCUCUAUUCUUCUUCAAACCCACACAUUUUCCUCACUACCAAACGCCUCUCUCAUAUUCAGUCGACAGUUCUGAAGCUUGGAGCAAUCAAAAUCCUUUGAAAAAGUCAAUUCCACAAAGAAAUUAUUUCAAAGGAUCAACGCUAAACGACCAGACACAGUUCUCUUAUCAGCUCCUCUGACCUGACCGAAUUUCCUUUUUUUCUUUCUCUGGGGUGAGUGUUUGAUUUGUUGGAGGAGGAGAUUUGACUGAAUCUGAGUUUGUUUCCGCUCCUCUUAUACAUAAUAAAGAUCAUCCCUCGAUCCUUCCAUGGAUUCUGACUUGUGGACCUCGCGCCUUGCCGCCGCCAAACGCCAUUAUAUGAUUCAGAAUCAGAACCAAAAUCAGAAUCAGAAUCAGAGUUCCCACUUGGAUCGGUUGGGAAUCGAUGAUUUCGAUGUGGAGGACGAGGUCCGACCCUAUUUUUCAUGCCCAUAUUGUUAUGAUGACUUCGACAUCGCCUCUCUUUGUUCGCAUCUUGAAGACGAGCACUCAUGUGAAACAAGAGUCGCGAUUUGCCCAAUUUGCUCAGUCAAAGUUGCUCGAGACAUGCUAAGUCACAUAACUCUGCAGCACGGGCACUUGUUUAAGUUGCAGAGAAGACAUAGGUUACGAAAAGUUGCUAUCCCAAACAGUCAGGCAUUGUCCCUUUUGGGAAGAGAUCUGCGUGAGGCCCAUCUACAACUGCUUCUUGGUGGUAGUGAGGGCGGUUACCGGUCAAGCAGUUCUAAUGUAUCUAGUGCAGCAACUGAUCCAUUCCUAUCCUCGCUUAUUUUGAAUUUCCCUGCUUCUGAAGUGGAAGAUAUUUCAAAAUCCGUGUUACCAAGCACUGAAGAUUCUUCUGCAAAGAAUAUGGCACCUGCACAUAUUUGGAAAUCAAGUUUUGAUCCCUCCUUGAGUACUGAAGAACGGGAGAAAAGGAUGAGACAAGCAGCCGGGAGAUCCGGCUUUGUGCAGGAUCUGUUUCUUUCAACUUUGUUAUCUGACUAAUUGAAGCUACAAGUUUCAUACUUAAAAAAUAAUCAAAUUUGAGAUCCAUCCUUGAGGAUCUUGUUGAAGGAAACCGCCAGUGGGAUAUGGUGGUUCCAGGACAAGCCAUGUUUUUCUUGUGUUGAGGAAGUACUUUCAAUGCAAGCGCUUGAUGAUAGUUGAUCCAUUUAAUCCCAACAAUGUAAGCACCAUCUCCUGCUAACAGUAUAGAUAUGUAUUACCUUCUGAGAAAAAAACACUGGUGUACUACCUUAUCAAUGAUAAUUUAUGAUUUAAAUGUUGCUUUUUA
This is a messenger RNA of Prosopis cineraria, 1418 nucleotides long. Its product is annotated as protein DEHYDRATION-INDUCED 19-like. The transcript has 5 exons. Bases 410 to 1129 code for a protein of 239 amino acids. The record is from RefSeq and is a predicted model, not a curated record. Lineage: Eukaryota; Viridiplantae; Streptophyta; Magnoliopsida; Fabales; Fabaceae.